GGAGCAUCUUAAUUUUCAGAUUUUAGGAAGAUGGAGAAGGCGCCAGGAAGUCUGGUUUUACGCGCAACUCCAUUUAUCGGCUUGCUCCUCCUCUGCUUGCUCUACACUGUCGACUUCGAGUUUAAUGUGACUCCAUCAGAUCAAUGGAACAAACUGAGAACGAACUGGAGCGGGAAUAGCGUAGAAGGCGGGACUCAGAUAAAAGAUGAAGAUCCCCUUUAUCUUCUCUUGAAAAGACUAGUGGAAGGAGAAAGUCAAACUCAACUGGAAGCCACCGGAUUUGCUUGCGAUUCUAAGAUUCACACUGAAGUUUGUGUGUCCAGUCGACCAGUAAGGAUCGAUACGCUUACAAUGAAGGUUUAUGCACCAUUCAGUCAAGGCAUGCCCCAGGCCAACCGUACAAUCCAUCCAUAUGCGAGAAAGGACGACAAGUCACUCAUGAAUACUUCGGUAACACCAGUCCAGAUACUUCCAGCUGGAAAUAUCACCCUCUCUCCGCCUUGUCAGUAUACCCACAAUGUCACAGCCGUAAUCUUCUCAUCUGGUGGAUUCGCAGGAAACAUAUUCCAUGAAUUCAAUGAAGUAAUCAUUCCUUUGUUCCUCACUACUCGCCACUUCCAAUCUCGCCUUCAAUUUAUUCUCACCGAUUUCAGACCGGACUUUGUUGCUAAAUAUAAAAGAAUUUUGUCCCAUUUGUCUAGCUAUGAAGUUAUUAAUCCGGCAUCAAAUGGAAGCAUGCAUUGCUUUCCUGGAGCAGUUGUCGGGCUUCACUUCCAUGACCUUCUUGCCAUAUCAACCACUAACGUCCCAGAAGGUUACUCCAUGCUUGAUUUCAAGCAGUUUCUCAGAGAAUCAUACAACAUUAAGAUACAAGAUUUGUCUCAGACAGAAAAACCAGUGUUGGUUCUUGUAUCUCGUCAAGGAUCAAGAAUGUUUCUGAACGAGGAUCAGAUGGUAACCAUGAUGAGGGAAUUGGGCUUCAGUGUUGUGGUCGCAAAGCCUGAUAUGAUGGGCAAUUUAGACGAGGUUGCAGAGAUGUUGAACCCGUGCAGCGUACUGGUUGGGGCUCACGGUGCUGGGCUUACGAAUCAAGUCUUCUUGCCCGAAGGGGCUGUCUUGGUGCAAGUGGUGGGGCUGGGCCUGGAAUGGGUCUCAGACAACUACUUUGGAGGGCCAGGUAUAGGGAUGGGUCUAAAUUACGUAGAGUACAAAAUCGAACCAGAGGAAAGCUCUCUCAUCUCUAUUUAUGGCAGAGAUCACCCUGUCAUUUUUGAUCCCUCAUCCAUGUAUUCGCAGGGGUACGAGGUUGGUAGGGCUUUGUACCUUAUUGAGCAGAAAUUUAAUAUUGAUCUCGUGAGGUUUAGAAAGACUCUUGUCAAAGCACUUGGACUUCUCGGGCGCUCAGCUCCUUCGGUUUGAAAUAAACUGUGUUUAGAGAAGAUCAUUCUUUCUAGCUAGGUUACAUUGUGAAGAUACAAUUAAGAACGAAAGAGGUAUUAAUCUGUGUUGAUGUUUGGAAGAGAAAGAAAUGACAUUUCUAUAUAAAUUGCACUAAA
Molecule: messenger RNA, 1556 nt
Organism: Rhododendron vialii
Lineage: Eukaryota; Viridiplantae; Streptophyta; Magnoliopsida; Ericales; Ericaceae
Product: alpha-1,3-arabinosyltransferase XAT3-like
Exons: 3
Coding region: 31-1419 (462 amino acids)
Molecular function (GO): glycosyltransferase activity
Source: RefSeq, a predicted model, not a curated record